Molecule: messenger RNA, 2379 nt
Organism: Molossus molossus (Pallas's mastiff bat)
Lineage: Eukaryota; Metazoa; Chordata; Mammalia; Chiroptera; Molossidae
Gene: ADGRG7
Product: adhesion G protein-coupled receptor G7
Exons: 16
Coding region: 1-2379 (792 amino acids)
Biological process (GO): G protein-coupled receptor signaling pathway; cell surface receptor signaling pathway
Cellular component (GO): membrane
Molecular function (GO): G protein-coupled receptor activity
Source: RefSeq, a predicted model, not a curated record
AUGGCUUCCUGCCGUGUGUGUGACCUCAGGACGCUGCUGGCCAUCGUGUGUGGGCUGAUAACCACCAUCAUCUUGGGACUGGGCAUCUGGAGGGCUGUGGUCAGGAUCCAGAAAGGAACACCUGACCCCACACCAAGCAUUCCUACAGGGUUCUGCAGGAAUAAUGGAACUUGGGGAAAUGGUAGAUGUACUUGUCCAGAAAAGUGGAAAGGAUUGAGAUGUACAAUUGCUAAUUUCUGUGGAAACAGUACCUCUGGGAAUUUGACUUUUGACGAAAUUACAGUGGGAAGAUAUGGACCUUCCUUGCAAACAUGUGACAAAAACACCCCAAAUGUGGGCAAGCCACGUGCAACCCGGCUGUGCAAUCUUACUGAAGAUGGAGUGAUAAAGUUACAAGAGCCGAUAUUAGGAAAUUGCUCUUUAAAUCUGGAAACCCUGGAGCAGGAGAUAGGCACAUCAAUGAAUUUUUCAACUAUUUCACAAGAAGCCCAGAUUUUAACAUCUAAUGCCAGUGCGUUAACUCUCUCGAACCUCACUUCUGCUACUAAAGUGGUUGGACAGAUUUUCAACGAAUCCAGAAAUGCUUCAAGUGAGGCAAAAAUAGUUGCUGUGACAACAGUGAGUCAACUUCUAGAGGCCAGAGAGAACCUUUUUCAAAAAGCUGCUGCUGCUGAUGAUAAUGCCUUUGAAACGCUUAUUAAGGAAAUGGAGAAUUAUUCCUGGUCUUUGGGCAACAAAACAGUGUUAAACCCUAAUAUAGCAGUACAGUCUGUUAUUUUGCCUUCAGGAGACACUGGGGAGUCUACAGGUGUUCGCUUCACUGUGCAGAAAGGAUCUAGCAAUUCUCUUGUUUCUGGUUCCACACAUGUAGAGACAAACGUGGACAGCAUUAAUCCAGAUCCAAUGACGGAACUUCAGAUCUUUCUUAAUACCUCAAAAGUUAAUGCCAGGUCAUGUGGCUUUGUAGUGUAUCAAAACAGCAAGCUUUUCCAAUCAAAACUUUUUACACCUACAUCAAGUAUUUCUCAAAAAAUUAUCUCAGGCAAAACUAAUAGCGCUGGAAAUGAUCAGAGUGCUUCUGUUAAAAUGGUCUUUCAUCCACAGUACGACAAAAAAGAAUAUGAGUUAAAUUCCUUUGCCUGUGUCUAUUGGAAUUUUUCAAAGAACGAUUGGGAUACAAAUGGCUGUUCCAAAGUUGGAGAAAAUAAUGGAUUCCUGCACUGCCACUGCAACCACACUACCAACUUUGCUGUGUUAAUGAGUCUCAAAAAGAACUAUAACUAUCCUAAACCACUAGAUGAAUUAUCCACCUUUGGAUGUGCCCUGUCCAUUACUGGUCUGGCUCUCACAAUUAUAUUUCAGAUUGUCACCAGGAAAGUCAGAAAAACCUCAGUAACCUGGGUGUUGGUCAGUCUGUGCACAUCAAUGUUGAUUUUCAACCUCCUCUUUGUGUUUGGAAUUGAAAACUCCAAUGGGAAGUCAAAGACAAGUGAUACUAAUGAUACUAAUUCUAAAGAAAAUACAAUUCCCACGCGUGGCAUUUUAAAGGUUUCAAAUCUCAGGUGCACGGUUAUUGCUGCCUUGCUGCAUUAUUUUCUGUUAGUGACCUUUACCUGGACUGGACUCAGUGCUGCACAGCUCUACUUCCUUCUAAUUAGGACCAUGAAGCCUCUUCCUCAACGUUUCAUUCUUUACAUCCUUCUGAUUGGAUGGGGAGUCCCGGCUGUUGUGGUGACUAUGACAGUGGGAAUUAUCUUUUCUCAGAAUCCUUCACAAUGGGAGUUAAACUACCGGCAAGAAGAAAUCUGCUGGCUGGCAAUUCCGGAAAACAAAGAUUUUAUAAAAAGUCCGUUGUUGUGGUCAUUCAUUUUACCUGUGACCGUUAUCCUCAUCAGCAAUGUUGUUAUAUUUAUUAUCAUUACAGUCAGAGUGCUGUGGAAGAAUGACCAGAAUCUGACUAGCACAAAAAAGAUUUCAUCGCUAAAGAAGGUUUUUAGCUCGUUAUCUAUUGCAGCUGUUUUUGGAAUUACCUGGCUUCUGGGCUACUUUAUGCUAAUUGAUAAUGAUAAAAUCAGGAUCAUCUUCAGCUACAUAUUCUGCCUUUUCAACACUACUCAGGGAUUGCAAAUUUUUAUCCUCCACACAGUCAGAACAAAAAUCUUCCAGAACAAAGCUUCUGAAGUGUUGAAGUCGCUGUCGUCAUCCACUGGGAGAAUGACGUUUCGGAGGCCAUCAGCAUCCCUGGGGCUGCGGGUGAAGAUGUAUAACAUGCUCAGAUCCUGGCCAGCCCUAAAUGAACGCUUUAGGCUGCUGGAGCCAUUUGUCAUGACCAAAGAAAUGACACUCUCUGAAAGUGACCAAGAAAACGAAAGCAUCUAG